Glarea lozoyensis ATCC 20868 is the source of this 1005-nucleotide messenger RNA. RefSeq lists its product as uncharacterized. The record is from RefSeq and is a predicted model, not a curated record. Gene Ontology annotation, biological process: kinetochore assembly; mitotic sister chromatid segregation. Bases 1 to 1005 code for a protein of 334 amino acids. Lineage: Eukaryota; Fungi; Ascomycota; Leotiomycetes; Helotiales; Helotiaceae. Gene Ontology annotation, cellular component: nucleus. The transcript is spliced from 2 exons.
AUGAACUUACCACAAGAAUCAAGAAGCAUAGCUUCAUAUACGACGCGUCUAGAUCAGACGCUCAAGAUUUUAGAAGAACGUGUCAAGCAACAAGAGCAGCUUCUGGAAGAGCUAAGAGCUUCCACGGCGCCUGUUGAAUCUACCCCUUCCGCUGAUUUGAGGAUUGAAAUACAUCAAAUACUAUCACUCAAGGCAGUAUAUGAGGAUUUGAAACCCAAGCAGCUGUGGCUUCCGGGGCCUGAUUCCCCUCUCUCAGCAUUGUUAGCAAUACAAUCAACAGACAAAUGUAUAAAGGGAACACAAGACUCCAUUCAGCAGACUCAGGCUGACCUUGAGGAUACCCGCCAGCGUCUUGCGAAAGAGUCAGCGUUUCUUGAUGAUUCUAGAACAAUACAGGCUGAUAUCAGAACACGGAUAUUGGUGCUGCAAUCACAGAUUGAUGAUCGAACUCAGAAGCCCCAAAGUCAAGUUGCAAAGGACAUGUUACGUGAAUUGGAAGCGAAGGAGAAUUAUUACAAUGAAGAGACUAGGAGGCUUGUAAAGGCCUUUCAAACUUUUAUCAACGAUCAUCUGGCGCCGAUGCUAGCCGCUGAGGAACUUGGAGGGCCGAUUGUGGGUGAUGAUCUUGGUGUCGAUGAGACAAUGCUUGAAGCUGGGUUCAAUGCUCAAGGGAGAGCCAAAAAGCCAAAGAACCUACCCAGUGAAGACAAACGCCAACAACGAAUUGACCAGAUAUGGGGCUCUAAGCCACAGAGCGGUGAUAUGGCUGAAGCCGAACAAACUUGGGAUGAGAAAGAUGCUGCUGGAGCCGAAAUGCGAGACUUGACAGAGCAGCUGUUAAACCGUCUCGUGGAGGCUGGUGGUACCGGGCCAGGGGCAUAUGUCGAACUCACCCGAGAAUCUGCUGCUGCAAGAUUCUUGGUCAGGUCAAAGGUUGCGCAGUUUCAUCCGCGGGAUGCCAGAAAGCUCCGGCUUGUUGAUUUUGGCGGCGAGGUGGAAGACUAA